ACUGAAGAUGGAGAAGAAGCUUCUGGUGGAGCAUGUGGAGACAGGGCGUGCCAGCGCGGGAGGACUGGCCGUCUAGCAGGGAGGAGCGCGGCAGCACGGCCUUCUGUCCCCCACGGGAACCACGGCCAGAGCAUGCCGGGAGCAAGCGGCAGACACAGUGCCACCGUCGUGCAGCCACAGCCCGCCCUGCCCCCUCCUUCCUUCCGCAGCGGAGAGCGAGGGGCUCGUCUGGUUGGCGAGACUCCGUGGCAUGGACUGGCAGGAUGGCAGCUGACGUUCAAAACCGGCGCAGGUCCCUCCUGACAUCCACGCCCCUCGGCCCAGCGCACGGCUGCGCUCCUGUCUCUGCACCCCCAGAUCUGGGCUGGGCUUCGGCGAGCCUGGACCGGGGCUUCGGGGAGGAGGAGAGAGACAGCAUCCCGGCUGAUGGGAGGCCAUCGUGGCCAGACUCAGGCGCCCAGAGGUCGGUCAAAGCCCGGUCCAGGCGGAUCCGCGAAGGGAUUCUGCAGGUGUCAUCAGCAUUUGACUUUGCGGAAAGCAGGUGGAGGUCCCCCGAGGAGGAGGGGGCUCCCUCUGCCUGCCCACGGCCUGCAGGACCCCAGACCACAUCAGCUCUUCCCUGGGUCUGCAGGCUGGUCUGCGGGUUCCAGACGUGCCAGCCCCCACGGUCACGCGGCCCCGUUCCUGCUGUGGUUCAAGCAUGAGGCUUCUCCCUCCGGGUGCUUCCUCCAGGGAGACUGGUGAGGAACCAAUGGACACGAGCCCUCGCGACUCUCGGGGGCUCACUCGUGGGCUCAGGACAGCUGCACAGACAAGGAACAACGCUGUCUCAGACACAAGGAGACCAACACAGGUGACUUGACCCGCCCAGGCCCACAGUUUCUCAGCAGGCCCCCGGGCCUCAGAGUCCUCUGGAGCCUCGCCUGGUCACAGAUGCCUGGACACCAAGCUCCCCAGCCCCCUCCCCAGACCUGAGCUGCCCCCGAGUGCUAUGCCCUUGGUUCUCCCACCCGGCUCACACACAGGCCCCCAAAGCAUCACCCCCUCCCGGGACCCGGGCCAGCACUCUGCACUGUCCACCGCAGCCCCCACGGUCACCACACCCGGCCCCAUCCCCCCAAGCUACUGCAUGGCCUGCCCCAGUCCCUGGUCCUGAGCCGGGCCCUGCAGGCCUGUGGGACCAAGGCCGGGAUAUGCAAGGAACCGUGCCAGGCACACGCUGUCCCUGCCGGAGACUGUGGUCAUCUGACGGUUUUACUCUUCAAACACAGGAUGGUACAAAGCACUUUCACCUUAGUUUGAAAUUCCUACUUUCAAGUCCUACCUUGAAAAAGUUUUCAUUAUCAGACUGAAUUCAAGAUUUGCUGGGGAAAAAAGUGAUUGUAUCUUCCUUCUGGGAUUUUGCUUUUAA
Molecule: messenger RNA, 1411 nt
Organism: Mustela lutreola (European mink)
Lineage: Eukaryota; Metazoa; Chordata; Mammalia; Carnivora; Mustelidae
Exons: 3
Coding region: 33-704 (223 amino acids)
Source: RefSeq, a predicted model, not a curated record